This is a messenger RNA of Acanthoscelides obtectus, 5552 nucleotides long. NCBI's taxonomy places the organism in Eukaryota, Metazoa, Arthropoda, Insecta, Coleoptera, Chrysomelidae. The record is from the annotation of a GenBank genome assembly.
AUUUGUCAGAAAGCAGCUGACAGUGGACAGCCUUCAAACUAGAAAAAACAACCUUUCACCUACCCAAAAAACGUCAUCAAAUCAAUACUUCACCACGUUCAUGUCAUGAUUCCGUUCUAUGUUCUGGAUCAAUUCCAGAGAGAUUUAUCAUUGUUUUGAUUAUGUUUAUAUGUUCCUAAAGUGUUUGUUGCCCAGCGUACAAAUGGCUGGUGCGAGUGACCGUCACUUAUAUCACAACGACACUAGCAGCGAUACAGAAGAUUACACGGAUGAUAGAAGGAGAAGGGUAUUCAAAAAUCGCAUGAGGUACACCUUAUUUCUCACACUCAACAAUAGCUUUAUAUAAAUAGGACAAUGGGAGGAGCUGACAAUGAUCUAAAGUUUGGGCUCAGGAUUAUCAGGAAAUGAUAUUCAUCCUAAAAACUGUUGCUUUGAAGACGCUUCAUUUGACUAUACAUAUGUUUAAAGAUCAUUUGGGUAUCUCCCCAAUAGUCCUUUUGGUAUAUUUGGUGGAUCAAGACUACAUUGAUAUAUAUUUUCCUUGACAAUACAUUUCAUGCUGUUCAAGAAUCGGUUUUUGCUUUAUUAUUCUCAAAAUAUUCUUCCUUGAGUGUGUACUAUUUUUGAACCAAUGUACAUACAUAAACUUGGCUUGGUCAGAUAAGUGAUGCUUUAUUUUUAAACCUCAUCAAUGUUAUUGUUAAUUUAAGGUGAGUCAUAAUAUUUGAAAACUACAGUUCCAGAAAUGUUCAUGGAUAAAAUACAAUUUUUUCCAAAUCACUCUCAUUUCUUUCCUUACUUACAGUUAUGGGUCAAUGUCGAAGCCAAAACCGUGCCUUGUACAACGUUCAUCAUCUCUAACAGAAACACGCUGCCAUACUCUAGCUACUCCUAAGCAAUGUCCAAAUGCUCCUCGCAAUAGAUCUCGAACCUCCGGUUGUCAACCCAGCCAAAAGUCACCGCAACCGACCACCGCGUUAGCCAAUAUGACAGAUGACAGGGUGACGGUAGUGGUGGAUAACACGAGGUUUGUCGUAGACCCGGCUAUAUUCACGGCGCACCCCAAUACGAUGCUAGGCAGAAUGUUUAGCACCUCGAUAGAAUUUACGCAUCCCAACGAUAGGGGAGAGUACGAGGUGGCUGAAGGCAUAUCCGCGUCCGUUUUUAGAGCCAUUUUGGAAUACUAUAAAGGGGGAAUGAUUAAAUGCCCGCCUAGUGUGUCUGUGCAAGAGUUGAGAGAGGCAUGCGAUUAUCUGUUGGUGCCGUUUGACGCCAGUACUGUCAGAUGUCAGAAUUUAAGGGGUCUCCUCCACGAGCUGUCAAACGAAGGCGCCCGAUGUCAAUUUGAGGUAUUUCUGGAAGACCUCGUGCUUCCACUGAUGGUGAGCUCUGCUCAGCGUGGCGACAGAGAAUGUCAUGUGGUAGUACUGUUAGACGACGAUACGGUUGACUGGGACGAGGAGUACCCGCCACAAAUGGGCGAGGAAUAUAGUCAGACAGUUAACAGUACCGCCAUGUACAGGUUCUUUAAGUACAUCGAGAACAGAGACGUCGCCAAGCAGGUGCUGAAGGAUCGGGGCUUAAAGAAGAUACGGCUUGGAAUUGAAGGGUACCCGACGUACAAAGAAAAAGUUAAGAAGCGUCCUGGUGGUAGGGCUGAAGUAAUCUACAAUUACGUACAGCGACCCUUCAUUCACAUGUCGUGGGAAAAGGAAGAGGCGAAGAGCAGGCAUGUGGACUUCCAAUGCGUCAAAUCAAAAAGUGUCACAAAUUUAGCAGAGGCCACCGCAGAUCCAGCUUUGGAGCUUGAUUCUAGAGCAUUGCAGGAAAAAGAACUAUGAACUCUCCUUUAUCAUCUCUCUCACAGUUGAUCGGAUGCAAACUCCUCAAAAACAAUGCUUCGUCUUCUGAAGACGAACUACAGCAGUCGCCAACCUGUCAGUGACCGUGUCCAAGAUCCCGCCACACAAAUUCCGUUCACUGUGCUACGCUAUGUAGACGAAAUUCACACAAGUCGCCGACCGCUGUACGAACAAAACUAAGAUCUGCGGAUGAAUCACGGAGAAGUCUGACUGUGUUCUUUCUAACGCAAGCCCUGGAUGUCAGCUUUGCCCGAGGCAGUUCAGUGCCCCGAAAGUUCUUGUGACUAUUUACUGUCAAAUGCUCUUUUAAACUAGCAUCUAGUUGUAACGGAUGGCCGACCUGUCCUAACAAGUCAUUAGUUCAACUUCACGUUCAAGUUAGUGAGGACAUGAGUUUAUUCAAAUACGUGCCUCCAUUUGCAUCAAGCAUCUUGUAAAAAUCCAAAUCAGAAUCUCUGCAAUUAUUAGGUAAUCCGUUAGUGUCAGCAAUGGCACUGCCUCCACCUUUACCAUCGGAUGCUCCUCUAGGACUGGAGAACGAAGAUGGGGCUGCAGGAGGAGCGAUAGAUCAGCAAGACCCUUCAGAAAUCGAAGGGGCCAAUAAUUUGCCGCCUGACGACCUAAACCUGUAAUCCAGUGCGAAAAAUAAACGCCAAAUCGGUUGAGUUUCGCGUUAUUAUUUUGUACAAGGUACUCCAGAGAUAGUCGGAUUGUUGAUUUUUAUAUGAAAUGUUGAUUUGGAAUUACAUUUUUUUAUACAUGGUAAAAAACGUUGCUUCCGUAUCAUCACAAAUAAAAUGCAGAAAUUGGUCAGGUUUAUAAUCGGUAAAAAGGAUAAAGUAAGAUUACGUCGAUACAGUUUGUCGCAAAUUCCUCCACUUUAAUCAUAACUUUUGUUUUCAACAAAAAUAUAGUUGGUUAUGUUAUGACAGAGACGUUUUGCUUCACUAUUGUACAAGUAUUUUAUGUCACUACAACAUUGUUUUACCACUCGUCAUACCGGUUUAUUUACAGGUUUUUCGCUGUGUUAUCAUCUUCAGGGAAACACAGGUCGGGCGAGUGGUAAAACAUAGUGAUGUCAAAGAAUCCAACAUUACACACAGGUAUUUUUUGUUUAGAUGUCGGUAAAAGUUAUGACGAAGGGAUACUUUUUGGACCUCUUCGAAAACAUUGGCAUAUAUGUAUAUGACAAUUUUUAACCACUUUUCAAACGUCAUUUAACAUGGUUUUUAUGAAAGUUGUGUCGGAACGUGUUUUUUUCCUAUAAAAUUUCUAGAGUACCUUGUUUGCUUUAGUCACAUUUCAUGUAAUCUAUUUGAUGAAUUGGGUGUUUUGUAGAUAAUUGCAAGUCUGGGGGUUUCGUCGCUUCACGGAAGUGUACUUAUGCCUUGGGUAAAAAAGAAAAAUGAAGAACCUACAUUAGUUUUCAAGAUAAGUUAAAGUAGUUUUCUAAUAUAUAUAUAUUUCCGUUUUUGCACCGGAAAAAACCUGUUUAAAUUUUAACCACAUGGCAUAACUAUACUUACUGUUACACCCAAGACUGUCUAUAGGUGCGUGCUAUUUUUUACUAAAAAUCUAUUUUCUGUUUUUAUAAAAAAUAUAUCAAAACGUUUCACGAUUGCACAAACAAGGUGAGCAUCUGCAAUCUGCAAAAAAUGAAAUAAAAUGUCCCCUUCAACGUGUAGUUUUGUAGUACUAAUUGCGUUAAGAUACGUUUUUGAUAUAAGUGUACUAAUUUUGUAAACAUAUGAAAUUUUGUAAACUGAAAUUAUUCUAAAGUAUAUUAUGGUGUUGUAAAGGCAGCAUUCUUGAUAAACGAUUUAGUUGGAAAUCUUUUUGUCUUGAGUCCAUCAUAUCAACAGAUGAUGUUAACAUAUUUGUUAUAUAGUUCCUCAAAGUAAAUCCAUUUUGAAAGUAAAGUCUAAUAUACUUGUAACUUCACCACAUACAAACGUACCAAGAAACACCAAGUUGGGAAAAGUCAGGACCAUACUCGGCUUCUAAAGAUGCGAGCUACUGCGCUUUUAACAUCUGCACACAGUAGAUGUCAAAUUCUAAAACUUUUGUAGAAAUCAAAAAUUCCAUGACGACUGAUACUAAGCCAGGGUAUUGAAGUCUUGCGUUUUCAGAAGAAACCUGUAAGUCUUGCUAAUAUCGACUAUAAACCUUAUAUUGUCCUUUUUAGAAUAUGAGUAAAAAACGAGUUUCCAUGUCUGCACGACCAUACCAUUUAUAUUUGAAACGACAGAGAUGAUACAUGCGUACUGAUUUUUGAUGGCAUACUUGAAUAGAUUGACAUCAAUAGCUAUAAUUCUAACUAGUAAGCUGAUAUGUGAAAUAAAUUGCUGACAAUUUUCGUGCGAUCCCAGCAUAGAAGUGCAUUGUAAUUGAGAAAAGAUGGCAUGGUUGAAAACCUUUCGUUUAAAAAAAAAACUUAAACUCACGUUACUUUCCAUAAAUCUAUAAAACCACUGAUCAUUGUAAUCUCAAGUAGUUUGCUGAUAAUGCCAAAUGGAUAUUACUAUGGUACUUAGCGCAAUUUUUCGGCUGUGUUGUGCUCAUAAAUUAAUAUAAGGUAGAUCGCUGAUUUCGCUUACCACCUCGCAAAACUUCCAUUUGCCUUGAAAUCUGGGGAUCAGAGUAAUUUUACGCCUCCAGAAAAAAAUUCUUGGAGUUUUGUAUUUCUUUUGAUAUCAACCCUUGCCUCCACAAUAGUGUGUCUGGAUUCAGAAACUAAAGGUAACUUCAAUCUUUUGUUAACAGAUCAUUUCCAAAAUGUUUGCGGACUAGCCACAUUAUUAUUGCUUCAGCAAUAUGAUGUAUGCACAAUUCUAACAGUAUAUUCUUCACUUUUAAAGUCCAAUAAUAAAACUAUUAUGAGGCUGUAACUAUGUCAGCUAUCCACCAUAUAUUUUUUUUAAUUUGAAAGUAUGUUAAUCACCACAUAUAUUCAUUCACAUUCCCCUGCAAAUGCAAAUCCUUGAGACUGAGAUUUAAAUGUGUUUUUAUUUUGCUCAUUUUUUAAAAUUAUUUUAUACAUAGCUAGAUAUUUAUACAAUGAGUGGAUUUAAACACUAACACUUAUCCUGUAUAUUGUUUGUUAAUAUCUUUUAUAUCAUUACUACUCAUUUUUGAAAAUAUAGAGAGGGUUUAUAUUCAAGUGUUAGUUGUCAGAUAUUUUGUUUAAUGUGUACUGCUGGAAUAUAGACAUUUUUAUCAUAUGCUUCAUUAUUAAAACAAAAGGUAUUUAAAUCAAAUAUCUUCAAAUUUACACACAUAUUUCAUAUCAGUACUGAAGAAAACACUGCCUGGUAUCAAAUUUUAACAAUAUUUUUAUAUGUAAAAAUAAUCAUAAACUUAUUAAUAGUUUAUUCAUCUUGUGUUGAUCACAUUGAAUAGAUAAAAAAACAUUUCAUUUUAUUUCUAUCAUAUUAUGUUGAGUUCUGUGACAAUGGUUUACGAAACCCUCUGCAUAUUUAAUAAAAAUGAUCAAAGUUAACUGAUAAUUUUGAUAUCUAGAUGCUGAAUAUGAAUUACAUAUUUAUUUCAGCAGUAAUCUUGUCUUUUGAUUUCUAUUUUGAAAACUGUAAUUAAUCUUAAAUGUCAAUCUUUGCUUACUUUUUUUAUAUAACUCCUGUAGCUUAAGGUUUUGUACUCAUUUAUUACAAAUACAUGGAAUUUGAAUGUAAA